AGCGACACGAGGCAAACGAGAAACUCGUUGGCCUCAAACUCGUUGGCCUAGACAGUGACUAUACAUGUGAUGUGUUACUACAGUGAAAGGAACCUGUGACCACCGGAGGUGGUGGUUCUUUCUGCCCACGGGGAUUCACAGCUGGGCGUUCUAGGUCGGGCCAGUUAUUAUCCAGGAAGAACCGUUGCGUCUCUGCACACCAGUGCAGAAGUGAUCGAAAAUUCUGUGGCCGAUGGCGACAUGGAUGAGGAACUACCAGCGCUAUAUAACGCGCUGCGGCUCCACAGAACACCGUCGUCUUUUGGCUGAUUCGGUGGCAGCAAGAUAUCACAGCAAAACCUCCGAGAUGAGCGCGAUGACAUUUUUGUUAUUAGUGCUGGGUGUCACCGCCUUGAGUGAAGGAAGGAGUUUAGUGUUCGAGAACAGACGCAGAGAUACUGUGUGGGUGGGCACCCUUGGCAGUGCUGAAAGGGGAACUCUCAAAGGAGGUGGUUGGGAGAUGCGCCCUGGUUCUUUGGUCACCAUCAACAUGGACGAUGGAUGGACAGGCCGCUUCUGGGGUCGCACUGGCUGCUUAUUCGAUGGCUACGGGCAUGGCAGAUGCCAGACGGGAGACUGUGGCAGGAGGCUGCAGUGUAACGGCACCAGCGGCCAGCCUCCUGUAACGUUUGCAGAAGUCAACCUGGGCGGGUGGGGCAGUCAGGACUUCUACAGCAUCAGUCUUGUUGAUGGCUUCAAUAUCCCCAUCACGAUAGAGCCCAUCGACAAGCAAGGUGGCGGCGACCGCUACCGCUGCUACCCCGCAUCCUGCCCCACCGACAUAAACGCGCUGUGCCCAUCCAAGCUCCGCUCCGACGGCGGCUGCAAGAGCGCGUGCCUCGCCUUCAACACAGACCAGUACUGCUGCCGGGGCCGCUUCAGCUCGGCACAAGCCUGCAGGUCCUCCUCGUGGCCAAGGAACUACCCCGCCUUCUUCAAGGGCCUGUGUCCCGACGCUUACAGCUACCCCUACGACGACGACCGGAGCACCUUCACUUGCGAAAAAACAGCCUACAGGAUCAUCUUUAGUUGAGCCACUGUUAGGAACACGUGAUUCACUUUCCUUCAACAACCCAGGCUUUUAACAAUCUGCUGCAACACAUUUUUGUAAUAAAUGAAUAAACAAAUAAAGUAGAUAUCAGUUCA
Molecule: messenger RNA, 1185 nt
Organism: Schistocerca americana (American grasshopper)
Lineage: Eukaryota; Metazoa; Arthropoda; Insecta; Orthoptera; Acrididae
Product: pathogenesis-related protein 5-like
Exons: 5
Coding region: 233-1072 (279 amino acids)
Biological process (GO): defense response
Cellular component (GO): extracellular region
Source: RefSeq, a predicted model, not a curated record